AUGUCCCAUCAAGGUUUUGAUGUCAACAACGAGCUGGCUGUCGUGUUUUGGGCCAGAAUCGUGGGGAGAGAGCUGGUCGGCCCCUUUUGGGUUCAUGAAGUCGUGACCCAGCCGAUGGAGACUCCUUCAAAGAUCUCUUUGACGAAGGCUGAACUGGGCGAUGAUGUGACUCUGAUUUGUUCAACUACUGGCAUUGAUAAUAACCUACUCAGCUGGUUUAAGUAUGAGUUAGGAUAUGUGAUUAAAACUGUUGGUAAGAUUAAUUAUGGAAUAGUGCAAAUGUAUGGGCAGUUUAACUCUUCAAGAUUCGGGAUCAUUCCAGAAGCUAAAGGGGGUUCUCUCAGCAUAAGUAAUGUCAGCCAAGAGGAUGAAGGAACAUACUUAUGUCAAGCAGGAUCAUAUUUAACAAUGAGAUUUUUUAAUGGCAGUCACCUGGUUGUAAAAGAUCCCACAAAGAAACAAAAUGCCGUUCAUGUGCAACAAAGUUCAGAUGCAGAGUCAGUUUUCCAGGGAAACACAUUCAAUCUGCAAUGUUCAGUUCAGUCAAAGAUCAAGAAGAACCCAGAUCCGUGUUUGGGAGAACACAGAGUCUACUGGUACCAGGCUGGAUCAGAAACUCAUGCAGACAUCAUUCACGCAACCAGUCCCAGCUGUGAUGACCAUGGAAGAAGAUGCGUCUACAAUCUGUCCAAAACCCUACAGAACUUCUCCGAUUCUGGCAUUUCCUCCUGCGCCGUGCUCUCAUGUGGACAAAUUCUGUUUGGAGAAGGAAACAAAGUGCGGAUGAGUAUGUGUUAAACUUGUUUUAUGUAAAAUUGACAUACAAAGUUUUCAGGUUAUUAAUU
Molecule: messenger RNA, 845 nt
Organism: Oryzias latipes (Japanese medaka)
Lineage: Eukaryota; Metazoa; Chordata; Actinopteri; Beloniformes; Adrianichthyidae
Biological process (GO): response to bacterium
Source: RefSeq, a predicted model, not a curated record